This is a messenger RNA of Solanum dulcamara, 3130 nucleotides long. Its product is annotated as mechanosensitive ion channel protein 6-like. Bases 200 to 3130 code for a protein of 976 amino acids. The record is from RefSeq and is a predicted model, not a curated record. Gene Ontology annotation, molecular function: mechanosensitive monoatomic ion channel activity. Gene Ontology annotation, biological process: transmembrane transport; monoatomic anion transport. Gene Ontology annotation, cellular component: plasma membrane. NCBI's taxonomy places the organism in Eukaryota, Viridiplantae, Streptophyta, Magnoliopsida, Solanales, Solanaceae. The transcript is spliced from 5 exons.
AUCAAUACAAAGAAAACCAUUAUUUUUUACAUCUUUCAACACAUACACAAACUUAUAUACCCCUUCCUCCAAUAUAGGAAUAUAACGUUUACCAAUUGCAGCACAUCCCAUGACUGAAGGAUUCAUCCACAAACAUGUUCUUUUCAAGUUGAAGGAUUAGAGGAAAUUAAACCUCAAGAAUACAUAGGAAUUAGAAAUCAUGGAUCAACUUUCUUCAUCUCUCAAGAAAUCAUUAACACCUCAUGGUUCUUAUAAGAAGGUUUCCACUGCCCACAAUAUCGAAAAUCAACCCAUACUCGCUCACAGAAGCCCGGAAGCCCCGUCUGCUUCCUCCUCCAUCAACUCCUCGUUGACGACAAGAUCCUCCUUUGAUCUGAAUGACCGACGAGAGGUCAUUGUCAAGAUCGACGGUGGAGAAAAAAACAAUGGAAACGAACAUAAUAUGUUAUGGCACGAGCCAAGUUACGAAUUUUGGAGAGAAGAAAUGAAUAACGGGCCCCAAAACAACGGCCCGAAUACAUUCCAGCGUGGCAAGGACAUGCCUGAGGAUCCACCCUCCAGAUUAAUUGGACAGUUCUUGAAUAAACAAAGAGCUGUUGGAUGUGAAAUGACAUUGGACAUGGAUAUGGAGAUGGACGAGCUGAGGAAUCAUCCAAAACCUGAAAAUGAUCACAGCGCUGCUGGAUCCAGUCCCCUAAUAAAUUUCCCCCCUGAUUACAAACACAAUCAUAAUCAUACAACGUCAAGAGAACUUAGAGUUUCAUUUCAGGCUCCGUCACCAUCUAGUAACGUGGUUGACAUCGAGCCUGACCAACCUUAUAAUAAUGAUUCAUCGAGCGAUGAAGAGGGUGGUGAAACUAGUGAUGCAACACCCAAUGAGCAAAAGUAUCUUAAUCGAAGGAGGACCAUAAACAUGAAUAAUUCUCCAGAUGAUACUAAUAACAGCAACAAUACAUAUUACACUCCUAAAAAUGGUGUUGGUGAUACUGAUCAGGUGCUAAGGUGCACUUCGUUUCAAAAGAGAGCGAACAUAUUAGGGAGAGCAAAGACAAAAUCAAGGCUAAUUGACCCGCAGCCUGACAUACCUGAGAGGAAAUCAGGAAAAAUUGGAAAAUCAGGUCAAUUAAAAUCUGGACUAUUAGGAAGAACUUCUGGGAUGCUAAAGCCACCAGAGGAGGAAGACGAUGAUCCAUUAUUCGAUGAAGAUCUUCCAGAUGAAUUUAAAAAGGACAAACUUGAUUGCUGGACGCUGUUACAAUGGAUAAGUCUUAUUGUAAUUGUUACAGCUUUAAUCUGCACACUUAUUAUCCCUAUAUUGAAGAGAAGAAUAUUAAGAGGACUUCAUUUGUGGAAAUGGUUAGUUUUGGUUCUUGUUUUAAUAUGUGGGAGAUUGUUAUCAGGAUGGGUAAUUCGGUUAGUUGUGUUCUUUAUUGAGAGGAAUUUUCUAUUGCGGAAAAGGGUACUAUAUUUCGUUUAUGGUGUUAGAAAGCCUGUUCAGAAUUGUCUUUGGUUAGGGUUGGUUUUAAUUGCUUGGCAUUCCAUGUUUGAUCAGAAAGUUGAUACGACUAAUAAGUUCUUGGGGUACAUCAACAAACUGAUGAUAUGUAUGCUAAUUGGGACAAUGUUAUGGUUGGUGAAAACUCUCAUGGUUAAAGUCCUAGCAUCUUCAUUUCAUGUUAGUACUUUCUUCGAUCGAAUUCAAGAGUCAUUGUUCAAUCAGUAUGUGAUUGAGACAUUAUCAGGUCCUCCUAUGCUUGAAAUCCACCGAUCUCAAGAAGAAGAGGACAGAACACUGGCUGAAGUUUGGAAGCUACAGAAUAUUGCAGGGGCACAGUUGCCACCAGAACUUAGGCCUCCACUUGCUCCUCGAUACAGUAGUAAGGGUGCAAGUGUUAAUGGUGGGCAAACACCAACACCAAAACCAUCAAGAACAGUAAGUAUCGCCAUUUCUGGUAUUUCUGGUCCCUUGUCAAAAAAUCCAGAUGAACCAAAUCAAGGAAUAUCCAUUGAUCAUCUGCAUAAGUUGAAUCCCAAGAAUAUUUCAGCUUGGAAUAUGAAGAGAUUGAUUAAAAUAGUAAGAUAUGGGGUAAUAUCUACGUUAGAUGAGCAAAUACUCGAUACCAAAAGAGAAGAUGACUCUACUACACAGAUAAGAAGUGAAUAUGAGGCCAAAGUUGCUGCCAGGAAAAUAUUCAGAAAUGUUGCUAAGCCUAGGUCCAAGUUCAUCUAUCUGAAGGACUUAAGUAGCUUCUUGCGAGAUGAUGAAGCUCUGAAGACUAUGAAUCUUGUGGAAGGAUCACCGGACAGAGAAAAGAUCAGUAAAGCAUCACUCAAGAACUGGGUGGUGAAUGCAUUUAGAGAACGAAGAGCUCUAGCUUUGACGCUAAAUGAUACAAAAACAGCAGUGAACAAACUUCAUCAGAUGGUGAAUGUUUUAGUCAGCAUCAUCAUUUUAGUCAUCUGCCUUGUGAUUUUAGGGAUCGCAACCAGCAAGUUCUUGCUCUUCGUCAGCUCUCAAGUCGUUGUUGUGGCAUUUGUAUUUGGAAACACAUGCAAAACCAUAUUUGAAUCUAUCAUUUUCUUAUUUGUGAUGCAUCCAUUUGAUGUGGGUGACCGAUGUGAGAUUGAUGGAGUUCAGAUGAUUGUCGAAGAGAUGAAUAUUUUAACUACCGUAUUUCUGAGAUUUGACAACCAAAAGAUAAUAUAUCCAAAUAGUACUCUUUUAACACGACCUGUUGGCAAUUACUACCGUAGUCCUGAUAUGGGAGACUCGGUUGAUUUUACGGUCCACAUUUCUACACCAGCAGAGAAAAUUGCUGCUAUGAAACAAAGAAUGAUCAGUUAUAUUGAGAGCAGGAAGGACCACUGGUAUCCCUCUCCUUCGGUUGUAUUGAUGAACCUAGAAGAUCUAAACAGGGUGAAAUUGUCUGUAUGGAUCAGACAUAGAAUUAAUCAUCAGGACAUGGGAGAGAGAUGGAACAGACGAGCUCAAUUGGUUGAGGAGAUGGUUAAAAUUUUCAAAGAGUUCGACAUUGAGUACCGACUGUAUCCCAUUGACAUCAAUGUUCGUGGUAUGCCUCCCAUUACCUCCAACAGGGUUCCCUCAACUUGGCCUACUUCCGGGAAUUAA